Molecule: messenger RNA, 4090 nt
Organism: Chinchilla lanigera (long-tailed chinchilla)
Lineage: Eukaryota; Metazoa; Chordata; Mammalia; Rodentia; Chinchillidae
Gene: Osbpl11
Product: oxysterol binding protein-like 11
Cellular component (GO): intracellular membrane-bounded organelle; membrane; cytosol
Molecular function (GO): sterol binding
Source: RefSeq, a predicted model, not a curated record
CUCGCGGUGGGGCUGUGGGUGGGGCCGUGUCCGAGUCCCUGGCUUUCACGCGUGGGGCUCGCCAGCUCCUGGGAGCCGGGUCAGAACACAGGGCCAGGGGCGUCGGAGGGAGUCGCCGCGCGGCUUGCCGCGGGCCCUGGGAGCCGGCGUCCCGCCCUCGGCGGCCUCCGCGUCCGCUGAGGCCAGGCCGCGGGGCCCGCCCGCCCGUCGCCCACUCGCGCCCGCAGAGCCCGCGUCUCCCCCGCACGCCGUCAGCGUCUCCUCUGUCCCCGAGCCCUCUCGCUGGGUGACACUUGCCCCCUCGCUUUCGCCAGGAGGGAGAGAACCCCGUGUGGCUGGAGCGGACUCUCUGCCCCGCUGCCCCUGCCGUCCCGAAAGUUUAACGCAGUGGGGAUGCGUGUCUUCCGUUCCCGGGCCGGUGGCCGUCCCUUCUCGUGUCGCCGUCGCAUUUAGCGACUGGGAUCACAGCAGAGUCUCAGAAGAAAGAAGGAAGCGCCUACAAAACUCCUGCGCGGAGUUGACUUGAGCCGCGCGGGAAGGGCCGUGGACCCGGGAGCUAGGAUGCAGGGCAGCGACCCAGUGUCCACGAUGAGAGUCUCGGAGUGCGAAGGGAGGCUGGAGGCGCUGGCCGCCGCGAGCACCCCGAGCGGCAAGAGCAGCGGCGCGGGCGCGAUCGGCAGCGGCGCGGGCGGCGGCCGAGGAGGCAGCGCCAAGGGCUGGCAGUACAGCGAUCACAUGGAAAACGUGUACGGCUACCUAAUGAAGUACACCAACCUUGUCACCGGGUGGCAGUACAGGUUUUUUGUGCUGAACAAUGAGGCCGGCCUGCUGGAGUACUUCGUGAACGAGCAGUCCAGGAACCAGAAGCCCCGAGGGACCCUGCAGCUGGCGGGUGCCGUCAUCUCGCCCAGCGAUGAGGACUCCCACACCUUCACCGUGAACGCAGCCAGCGGCGAGCAGUAUAAACUCCGAGCCACAGACGCCAAGGAGAGACAGCACUGGGUCAGCCGGCUCCAGAUCUGCACGCAGCACCACACUGAAGCCAUUGGAAAGAAUAACCCUCCUUUGAAGUCAAGGAGCUUCUCGCUUGCAUCAAGUGGGAAUUCUCCCAUUUCCCAGCGGAGGCCGAGUCAGAACGCCAUCUCCUUCCUCAGCGUGGGGCACUCCAAGCUGCAGCCCUCGGGCAGAAGAGCCCACUUACCGCCGGACCGCCUGGUGGAAGUCAGAGAGAUGAUGUCUCAUGCUGAAGGACAGCAGAGAGACUUGAUCAGACGGAUUGAAUGCCUUCCCGCCUCCGGCCUUCUCAGCUCCCUAGACCAAGACCUCCUGAUGCUCAAAGCAACGUCUAUGGCCACGAUGAACUGCUUGAAUGACUGCUUCCACAUCCUGCAACUGCAGCACGCGUCCCACCAGAAGGGCUCACUGCCUGCAGGAACGACAAUCGAGUGGUUAGAACCAAAGAUCCCUCUCUCAAACCAUUACAAAAAUGGAGCCGAGCAGCCCUUCUCCACGGAGCAGGAUAAAGCCGUGGUCCCCGAGGAGCGGUCGGCUGCGGAGUCUGGGCCCAGGACGAGGGAGCCUGAGGACAUAAAGGCGGAGGAGGAAGUGGAGGACACCUGUGACCACAAGGAGGACGACCUGGGGGCCGUGGAGGAGCAGCGCAGCGUCAUCCUGCACCUCCUGUCCCAGCUCAAGCUGGGCAUGGACCUGACGCGGGUGGUGCUCCCCACGUUCAUCCUGGAGAAGCGCUCCCUGCUGGAGAUGUAUGCGGACUUCAUGUCGCAUCCCGACCUGUUCAUAGCCAUCACAAGCGGCGCCUCGGCCGAGGACAGGAUGAUCCGCUUCGUCGAGUACUACCUCACCUCGUUCCACGAAGGCCGGAAGGGCGCCAUCGCCAAGAAGCCCUACAACCCCAUCCUCGGGGAGACAUUCCACUGCUCCUGGCAGGUGCCCAAGAGCAGCCCCGCUGCCCAGCCAGGCGCCCCUCCGCCCGAGGAGCCCACCGACUGCUACACCGUCCGCUUCGUGGCCGAGCAGGUGUCCCACCACCCGCCCGUGUCCGGCUUCUACGCCGAGUGUGCGGAGAGGAGGAUGUGCGUGAACGCGCACGUGUGGACCAGGAGCAAGUUCCUGGGCAUGUCCAUCGGCGUGACCAUGGUGGGCGAGGGGGUCCUCAGCCUGCUGGAGCACGGGGAAGAGUACACCUUCUCCCUGCCCUGCGCGUACGCCCGCUCCAUCCUGACGGUGCCCUGGGUGGAACUGGGCGGCAAAGUCGGCGUCACCUGCGCCAGGACGGGGUACUCGGCCAGCAUCACCUUCCACACCAAGCCAUUCUACGGUGGCAAACUGCACCGGGUCACGGCGGAAGUGAAGCACAAUGCCAGCAGCACCGUGGUGUGCAGGGUGCAGGGCGAGUGGAACAGCGUCCUGGAGUUCACCUACAGCAACGGUGAGACCAAGUGUGUGGACCUGAGCAAGCUGGCGGUGACGAGGAAGAGAGUGAGGCCCCUGGAGAAGCAGGACCCGUUUGAGUCCAGGCGGCUGUGGAAGAACGUGACCGAGGCCCUGAGCCAGGCGGAGAUGGAGCGCGCCACCGAGCACAAGCGCGCGCUGGAGGAGCGGCAGCGGGCGGAGGAGCGGCUGCGCGCCGAGUCCGGCACGCCCUGGAGCACGCGCUACUUCUCCAAGGAGGGAGACGGCUGGGUUUAUCAUAAGCCCCUGUGGAAAGUACUUGCAGCAACACAGCCGGCAGAGUGACAUGCGCUCCCCACGACCCGACCCGACGCGGCUCCUCCGUUCCCCACCCCAACUGAGCAGAGUCGCUGCACUGAGGAGCCACCCCACUGCAGACCUUGGGCGCCAUCAUCCACAGCAAGACCAAAGUGUCACCUUCUUGUGACGCAGCAAUAUCUCAGCCUCCGGGGCCCCGCCUCCCCCCGGCCCUGCUCCUGCCGCCGGGGCCGCCACGCGAGCGACAGCACGGGCGCUGACUUGGGCUCUGGCAGUGACUCAUGAGUCUCUUUCAGUCUGUGCGCUUUCUGGCCAUCACCGGCUGCUCGCUGCUCCCGGGAGCAGCGUGGCAGGAGGAAGCGGCCGGUGGUCGGCCCGGCCUGCCCUCCGUGUCCCCCGAGCCGGCCCGCGCGGGGCUCUCUAACGGCAGUGUUUCCACAGCGGCCGGAACCAAGCCGCGGAGUCUUUUUUUUGAGCAUUUUCAUAUACUUGAAAAGAGCAUUGACUUGAAAAGUUUCAGAACAUUUUUCAGUACCUAGUUUUAUUAACUGUUACACUUGAGACCAUUUUUUAAAUGUGUUCACGUCGAUAGGAUGUGGGCCUUUCUCAAGAACUAAGGCGUUCAAGAAAACAGCUGAUGUUAAAAGCGAGCUGUUACUCGUUCCCGCCCGUCCCGUGCUCGGUGGCAGUCAGUAUUACGGGCACCGGGCGCCUUGCGUCCUCUUACCUCCGCGCCCUCAAAGGGGAAGCGAGCGCCUCUGUGUUGCUGGUGACGGCGAGCCUGCGCCGGUGCGGUGCGUCAGGUGUGCUUUCUCCUGCUGUCAGGGAACCUUAAACAGGGAGGAAAGGUAUGAAGUGGAGAGCUAUCAGGAAGUGGUAUUCAGGUACAGAUCUGUCCUGAUCAGUAUUUCGUUGAGGCUGAAGAAGUGCUGGCAGUUGCAGAGCAGUGCUGACCGCGCUCCAGCGUUUGUCCAUCUCCCGAGGGCCCGUGCACGGUGCUCUCCCUCACCCCCGCGCGACCUGAGCUUCCAGGAGCGGUGCCUUACACGUCCCCCGCCCGCGUGGUCUUCCACCGCGGCCGCGUCCCGCCCUCGCGGCCGGGGAGAGCUGCGUCCGCGCCUCACAGGCGCCAGGCUCUGCCCGGGCACGCUCUUCUCUCUGAGGGCUUCGGACGACGCAAACAGAACAAUAGUUUUUUUCAACCAAUUGUAAAUUAUAAGAAAAGAAUUGGUUUGUGUACAACCAUUUUAAUGAUUCCUUUUGCGUUUUUGCUGUGAAAUGCACUGAAAAAAUCUCAAGAUGAGCUAUCUAUCGUUCAUGUGUUGGGAAAACUGAGGAAUAAUAAAACUAGAGAACAGAG